Messenger RNA from Pestalotiopsis fici W106-1, 1728 nucleotides. RefSeq lists its product as uncharacterized. The record is from RefSeq and is a predicted model, not a curated record. NCBI's taxonomy places the organism in Eukaryota, Fungi, Ascomycota, Sordariomycetes, Amphisphaeriales, Sporocadaceae. The transcript has 2 exons. The coding region runs from base 1 to 1728 and encodes 575 amino acids.
AUGGCUCUCCGAAGCAAUGCAAAUCUAAUUCGAUGGAUGCAUGUUACACCCUGGAGACAAGAUAUCGAGUCUUUGGAUAGGCUUGGUCUUAUGAUGGCUAUGCCUGCAGGAGACGCAGAAGGGGAUGUCGAUGGCCACCAGUGGCAAGAAAGAUUGGAUUUAAUGCGAGAUGCUAUUAUUUACAACAAGAAUAGCCCAAGCAUUUUCUUUUACGAAAGCGGGAAUCACGGUAUAACGGAACAGCACAUGCAAGACAUGAAGGACAUUCGCGACACAUACGAUCCUUACGGUGGACGCGCAGCCGGAUCGCGCGAAAUGCUCAACAGCUCCAUUGCAGAAUACGGAGGAGAAAUGCUCUAUAUCAAUAAAGCACUCGAUACCCCUCUUUGGCAAAUGGAAUAUUCACGUGAUGAAGGGAUCAGGAAAUACUGGGAUAACUUCACUGCGCCAUAUCAUCAGGAUCAAUCUUACGCUCUUGAGUGGGAUCGUAAUCAAGACUCGCACGCUGUUGAAAACGUCGUCCGUUGGAACGAAUAUUACCAGCAAAGACCCGGCCGUGGGCUUCGAUGUAACGCGGGCGGUGUCAAUAUUAUCUUUUCAGACUCGAAUACACAUUAUCGUGGAUCGCAAAACUACCGGACCUCGGGGGAAGUCGAUGCUAUGCGCUUACCUAAAGAUGGAUAUUAUGCGCACCAAGUUAUGUGGGAUAAAUGGGUCGACAUCGAAAGACCCACGGCUCAUAUUAUUGGACACUGGAAUUAUAAUACAUCAACGGUUAAAGACGUUUACGUCGUAUCGACUGCCGACCGAGUUGAACUAAAACUUAAUGGAAAGUCUCUUGGAAAUGGAACUCAGUCGGACCGGUUUCUAUUCACCUUCCCUCAAGUCCAGUGGGCAUCAGGAGAGAUAGCAGCAUACGGUUACAACGCAACAUCGGGCAAAUCGAUUACGAGUGACCGGAAAUCCACAACAGGCCAAUCUGCUUCCAUUCGCCUCUUCGCCAAUACAUCACCGCUAGGAUUCCGUGCGUCGGGUACCGACGUAGCUUUGAUUGACGUCGAGGUAGUUGAUAGUGCCGGAAUACGUGUCCCGACUGCUCUCGAUACUAUCACUUUCUCGCUAUCUGGUGAAGCUGAGUGGCGCGGAGGAAUAGCGGUAGGGAGAUCUGACAAUUAUAUACUGUCAAAGACCCUGCCGGUUGAGAACGGGGUCAAUCGGUUCUCUGGACUUGCUUCAGCCUCCCUCGUGCUUCAAUCGACCCCAUUCCUGAGUAGCAACGUAUUGAGUCUCGAGUUGCCGUCAAAUGGUCUUCCUAGCGACCUCUCGCGCGGGCCGACCCCUCUGGGCGCAUCGUACACUGUUAGUCGCAAGACAUUGACUGUCAGCUCCGUCAUAGCAGGCUCUAGCGAAGACACUGCCGAGGAGACCUACGAUGACGAUGAAACCACCAUCUGGCGAAGCAACAGUAGCACAUCCACAGCUUGGAUCCGCUAUCAGCUUGCAGCAUCAGCAACCGUGAACGCGGUAAAUAUCAAAUUCCGGAGCUUCAAAUCCACCCAUGCUAUCAGUGUAUCUGUCGACGACACUGUUGUCUGGUCCGGUCGCUCAACAGCAGGUUUAGGUUACUGGACAGCAGAGUUCAACGCGACCGAGGGUUCAACUGUUCAAAUCAACAGCCUAUCUGGAGCACUCGAGAUAACCGAAGCAGAGUUAUAUGGUCCAAUUUGA